Messenger RNA from Pomacea canaliculata, 2196 nucleotides. Its product is annotated as jmjC domain-containing protein 5-like. The record is from RefSeq and is a predicted model, not a curated record. Bases 535 to 1821 code for a protein of 428 amino acids. Gene Ontology annotation, molecular function: 2-oxoglutarate-dependent dioxygenase activity. Lineage: Eukaryota; Metazoa; Mollusca; Gastropoda; Architaenioglossa; Ampullariidae. The transcript has 8 exons.
AUCCCUCCACGCAGGUCAUCUUGAACACGUUUUUCCGACGAAACUUGCACAUCGGCCAGUCUUCACCCGAAUCCGAUGUUUGUCUUGAUUCCGUCUUUCUGCUGCCAAUAAUGCGAUGAUCUAAGAUGAACGCAUAGAAGCUCGUCUGAUGAAAUUACGAGCAAACAUCGUUAGCCUGGACUUCCAUCGUCAGUUUGAAGUCAACGUCCUUGUGUCUGGUGUACGUGUCGUAGCGCGAAACUGUCGCCAAACUGCUGACAAGCCAGCUUCAGUCCGCAACAGGUAUCGAUGAAAACUGUAGAUGCUCUGUCAGGGCAUUUCACUGAAAGCUGAGUGAUUUACGAAAACUUUUUAAUUGCAACUUAAACUGACUCAACUACAUCAACAGACCUCUUUUGUCGCUUAAUAUUCGCCUUCAAAGGACCGGAUAAAACAGAUUUUCUUUCAAGACAAGGUGGAUGUAGUAAGACUAGCAUCUGCCGAAAACAACAACAGUUCUUGUGUUAAGUAAAAAAUAUUCCAUACGAGAGGAAAAUGGCGAGAACGGUUGCAGUGUUGUCUGUGUGCGUGAUUUCGGCCAUGAUAGUAGUGGACGCCAAGAUUGGAUUCGUGAAGGACCUGUCCAUGGAUGCCACCUUCCCACCCCCUGUCUUCAGGCCGGAUCCUUCUAUUCCCGAGGGGCACCUUCGGCCUCUGGGUUGGCAGAGGCGGCCCGACGGGCCGGUGAGGUCUGAGCGCGAGAUGCCCAACACGCGGGAAUUCUACAGCGACUAUGUCGACAAGUCCAUCCCCGUCGUCUUCCGCAAUGGUGUAACGGAGGCCCCUGCCUUCACUCUUUGGGAAAAGGACGAAUACCUGAUGAGCAAGUACGGUAAACAGAACGUGACAGUGACGGUAAAAGUGAUGAGACAUCGAGACGAGGUGCACACGGCGCCACAGGUGAUGACGCUGAAGAAAUUCAUGUACAACUACCUGUACGAGGAGUGGUACUUGGCCUCCACUAUCCCUCCCGCGCUCAUGGCGGAGCUGCCGGUGCCCAAGUGUUUGCGGUGCGGCACGAUUUCUCGAAGCCUGCAGGAGGCGGAGCUGUGGGUCAGCAGCGGCGGCACGUCCUCCCGCCUGCACUCACACGACGACCACAACCUCCACUGCGUGUUCUUCGGUCGCCGAGAUUUCAUCCUCAUCGACAACCAGUUCCGCAACAACUUUGCCUUCAUCCACGACUAUGAAGGGUCUCUGAGCGGACAUUCGCGGCUGAACAUGGAGAUAAUCAAUUCUUUCAAGUACAAGAACAUCAUUAUGACACCCUGGAUCUGGUCCACCCUGUACCCUGGGGAUUGCAUCUUCAUACCCGCAGGCUACCUGCACCAGGUUCGCUCGUACGGCCGCAGCAUCUCUCUAACCGUGAAGUUCGCACCUUCCACCUCCUUUGAUGACAAUGGCUGCAAGCUGAUUGAAGAAGAAUUCCUCCCGCUGACUGAGGCCUCUUUCACCUGGACAUUCACAGAGGGUCGUCGGCAUCUGUCCAACUCGCAGCUGAAUGCAGAAACACUAAAGAACUUGCUGCUGUUACAAAUGGGGACGCGGCAUUCUCUGUCACGGGACAAAUUUCGCCAUUUUUACCAGGCGUCCAUGGCUUCCGGAUCUGAGCAUCCCCCUGCUGAUGAGGUUUUUGCCAUGCUGGCUGGAGAAGGUAAGCAGGAGCUGGGCAGGUUACAGCUUAUCUCCCUUGCUGAUGAUCUGCUCCUGGCGGUGGCCGCCAUCUUUAACUCCGCCCAGCCCGGCUACAGGCAGCAUGCAACACUUCACGAAGAAUUCUAGGUGUUACUGAAAGCAAAACUUAUGUGUGUAUGUGGAGGGGGGGGAAAUGAGCCUCAGUUUGACUCUACUAUGACAGCAUGAUUGUAUAUUGAACAGCAGGACUGCCAGUCGAGACUUUUUCCAGCUAUAUUAUUGUUUUACUAUAUUAAUCUUGAUCUGCUGCUAUUUUCAAACUUUAUACUGCACCUGUAGCACCUUUUUCACUGAUUCUGGUAACCUUUUGUCAGAUUCAACAUUCUGCUGUGUGUCUGAUCUACAACCUUGUUAGAAAUUGUAAAUUUUGUUCUUUUGGUGAACAUGCACAACUUGAAAAUGGUUGUGUGCUGAUUUUUGGAAUCUUGUAUUAUUUACAAAUAAAGAUCAAUCGUAUCCAAA